Linum trigynum is the source of this 3049-nucleotide messenger RNA. The record is from the annotation of a GenBank genome assembly. Lineage: Eukaryota; Viridiplantae; Streptophyta; Magnoliopsida; Malpighiales; Linaceae.
GGCAACGGGAGUUGAUGGGUUGAGUGCGUAUUUUUUUCAGAAAUAUUGGAGGAUCAUCGGAGGCGAAGUUACAACAACGGUGGAGGCUAUUCUAAGAACGGGAGAGAUGCCAGAUGACUUAAAUCACACACUAAUCGCUUUAAUUCCAAAGGUUAAGUCCCCGCGGUCACCGAAGGAGUAUCGACCAAUUAGUCUUUGCAAUGUGUUGUAUAAAGUGGUUGCGAAGGUACUGGCCAAUAGACUGAAGAGCAUUCUAGAGAAGAUAAUAUCACAUGAGCAGAGUGCAUUCGUUCCAGGAAGAAACAUCUCAGAUAAUAUCAUUACUGCGUUUGAGUGUUUUCACUCAAUGAAGAAACAAACGAAGAAGAGCACCGGGUACUUUGAAGCAAAAGUGGAUAUGGCCAAGGCGUAUGAUAGAGUGGAAUGGAAGUUUUUAGAGGAAGUAAUGAGGCGAAUGGGUUUUGCGAAGAGAUGGAUAAGCUUAAUAAUGAUGUGUGUGUCUACAUUCUCGUUUUCCAUUCUGGUUAACGGGCAUCAAUCACCGAGAUUCUUACCAGAAAGGGGGCUACGACAGGGCGACCCACUAUCACCUUACCUGUUCCUGCUCUGUGUAGAAGGCCUGUCGACGUACACACAAAAGGCGGUAGAAGAAGGGAGAUUACAUGGGUAUCAAGUGACAAGGGGAGCUCCGACAGUAUCCCAUCUAUUUUUUGCUGACGAUAGCUUCUUUUUUGGCAGGGCAACGUUACAGGAGUGCUCGAAACUAAAAAAGAUCUUUCGUGACUAUGAAGUGGAGUCCGGGCAGCUUGUUAGUUUUCAAAAAUCAGAGAUAUCCUUUAGUGCAAGUGUGAAACCCCACCGGAAGCUGGAGAUAGGUGGUGUCGUGGGCAUGCAGAUAGUGGAUAAACACGAAAAAUAUUUGGGAUUACCGACAGAAGCAGGGUGCUAAAAAAAACUAUGUUUGUGGGGAUUAAAGAUCGCAUCAAGACAAAAUUAAAAAGCUGGAAAGAAAGAACAAUGUCAGUGGCAGCAAGAGAAGUUCUGAUUAAGGCGGUUGCUCAGGCACAGUUCACGUAUGCUAUGUCUGUUUUUCGAAUCCCAGAGGGAGUUAUAGACGAGAUCCAUAGUAUCAUCACAAAUUUCUGGUGGGGCCAAUGAGGAGAGGAGCGCCGAGUUCACUAGCUAUGACGAGAAGCUCUUGUUAUGCCGAAAGAAGAGGGAGGUAUUGGGUUUCGGGAUCUGGGUGGCUUCAGUGUAGCAUUAUUGGCUCGACGGCUUUGGAGCCUUGCGCAGAGGCCAGAAACGUUGGCAGCAAAAGUGCUACGGGCAAAAUAUCACAAAAACUCGAGCAUAUUAGAUGCUAGCGUGGGAUACAGGCCAAGCUUCAUUUGGAGGAGUUUAAUGGGGGUUCAAGAGUUCUUGAUGAGUAGGCUUCGUUGGAGAAUAGGAGAUGGCACUGGGGUCCGAAUUUGGGGAGAUCGGUGGAUUCCUGGAGUGCCGCACAACUACGUGGACACAGCGCCGAGAGGAUUGGAAGUAGACGCCUCUGUUUGUGGGUUGAUCAAUCCGGACACCAAUCAGUGGGAUAGAACAAUUGUUGAAAGCUGUUUUACUACAACAACGGCGUAAGCCACUUUCUCAAUCUCAUUGAGAGGUGAAGGAAUGGCUGGCCGUUUGAUAUGGGGAUCUAGUAGAAUAGGUGAGUAUAGAGUUCGAGACGGCUACUUACAUUGGCUGGAAGGUUUCAAGGAGCGAGAAAACUUAACAAAGGUUGGAGAAGCUGACAUGUGGAAGAAGCUGUGGUCUUUAAAUGUUCCGCCGAAGGUGAAAAACUUUCUGUGGAGAUUGGCAAGAGAUACUUUAGCAACGGGUGACCACCUAAGCUCAAAGAAUCCUCGACGGGGGGGGGGGGGGGGGGGGGGGGGGGGGGGUAAGUGUUAUUUUUAUGGAGAACGAGAAACACAAAUACACUUCUUUGGGCAAUGCAGCUGGACUUGUCGGUUAUGGAAGCAGUCUAGCUAUGUGGCUUGUUUCGAGAAGGCAGAAGGAAGAACGAGUCUAGAAUGGGUUGCGGAAGUGAUCAAUUCAGCGGGCAACGAGGUUAGUGAACGGUGGGGGUGUACUGAUGUGGUAUUUUGGGAAGGAGAGGAAUGCCCAUUGUUUUAAUAGUACCAAAGGAGAUGAAAUGACCAUUGUAGCAAGGGCCGAAAGCUUGCUUAAUGAUUAUCAACAACAUCAACAAAAUGGUGAGGAGGUGGCAGGAGCGGAGAACACGCAGGGAUGGUCUAUACGAUGGAAUGGGUGGGUUAAAGUCAACAUAGACGCUGGAAUAAUGCAGGGGGAGGAGCAGGUUUAGGUGUCAUAAUUCGAAAUGAGAAGGGGGAGUUCUUACUAGUAGGAGCGGAGAAGAGACAAGGAAACUGGGGUGCUGAAACGGUAGAAGCAUUGGCGCAGAGUUCGGCUUGAUUUUGGCAAAAUAAUUUGGAUACUCAAAGGUGGUGUUGGAAACAGAUUGUUUGAGCCUAGUACAGAAGUUGUUUGAAGCUGCGAAGUUACAUGUUGAGCUGGGAGUUAUAUGCCGCAGUAUUAGACAGUUGCUCGAUAACGAUGAUACAGGGAAGUGGCAGCAUGUUCGGAGGAAAGCGAACGAAGCAGCACAUAUCAUGGCGCACAGUGAAACAAAUUGGGAUUCACUAGUUGUAUGGGUCGAUAGGCCUCCAAUAUUUCUUAUUGAUCAGUUGCGGCUUGAUGCAAUCUCCUCCACUGAAUAAUAAGAAGCAAGCAGGUUUUAAUCAACAAAAAAAAAGAGAUGUUCGAAUGAUUACAAUAGUAAUUACCAAACCAAUUAAGUCUAUAUUUCAUUAACUGUGGUUUAUUAUAUUAUAACCAAACCACCAACAAUACAAUAACCAAACUAAAGUUUAGUUGGUUUGGUUAAUCGGUUAACUGGGUUAACCAAUAUAACAUAAUUUUAUCAUUAUGAAAGAAAAAAUCUUCUUAUAAUGCAUCAGUUCGUCAUUUAUAUAAUUAAUAAACUUUAAAAAGCAAC